AUGCCCGGGCCUGCCACCGUCACAGCUUUAAAAACAGAGUCCAGCAAGAAACGUGGACGGUGCGCGGCGAGCUGUCCCUCGUCGAUGAGAUCAUCUCCAAUGGACGAGUUGCAAAGUGCUAUUCAAGGAGCUAUUUCUCAUUGCAAGAACUCAAUAAUUACCAUUGUGAAGGUACGAGCUGGGAAGGCAGCCAGCCAACACCAAGUUGUCCAGCGGCAAGACCGUGAGAAGAGUGCUAUUGUCCAGGUCGAUGCUGCUCCUUUCAAGCAGUGGGGGAAAGCAUAUGGAGCUUUACAAAACCGUUCUCAAGCUCGGCAAUGGUAUAAAGCUGCUAUAAAGGCUGAUCCUUUGUGCUAUGAGGUACUUCUAGCGCUUUAUUCAAUUGAUGUAUAUGUAUUUAUCAUGAAAAGUUUCGGAGCUAAUGUGGGAGGAUGAAUUCUCUCUCUCGUUACUGUACAAAGUAGUACUUUCUCUAUAAACUAAAAGAUAAUGUUACAUGAUGUGGUCUCUGUAACGUACCAUUUCAGGCUUUGGAAUCCCUUAUUGAAAGUCAUAUGCUCACAUCUGAAGAAAGUUAUAUGCUUC
Molecule: messenger RNA, 585 nt
Organism: Eruca vesicaria subsp. sativa (arugula)
Lineage: Eukaryota; Viridiplantae; Streptophyta; Magnoliopsida; Brassicales; Brassicaceae
Source: the annotation of a GenBank genome assembly